Molecule: messenger RNA, 802 nt
Organism: Serpula lacrymans var. lacrymans S7.9
Lineage: Eukaryota; Fungi; Basidiomycota; Agaricomycetes; Boletales; Serpulaceae
Exons: 4
Coding region: 96-506 (136 amino acids)
Biological process (GO): actin filament severing; actin filament depolymerization; cell motility
Cellular component (GO): actin cytoskeleton; cytoplasm; actin cortical patch
Molecular function (GO): actin filament binding
Source: RefSeq, a predicted model, not a curated record
GCCGCUUGAGAGUAACCAUCUCUCUCUGAUCGCGAUACAGCUGAUAGCUUGUCUCACACUAUUACAAUCCUCACCACCCAUAACAUUUAUCUAUCAUGGCAUCCGGCGUUGGUGUUAAUCCGGAGUGCCUUUCGGCAUUCGAGACACUCAAGCUGGGCAAGAAGUUGAAAUUCAUUGUCUUCACGCUCAACUCGGACAACACAGAAAUUAUUGUUCACAAGACAUCAGACUCGCCAGACUACGACGAGUUUCUGGCCGAACUUCCCGAGAGGGAGUGCAGAUGGGCUGUUUAUGACUUUGAGUACGAGAAGGGCGAGGGCAAGAGGAACAAGAUUUGCUUCUACUCUUGGUCUCCCGAUGAUGCCAAGGUCAAGCAGAAGAUGUUGCUCGCAUCGUCUAAAGAUGCCCUGCGGCGAUCCCUCGUUGGCAUUGCCACAGAGGUGCAAGGUACCGACUUCAGUGAAGUGGCAUAUGAAAGCGUGCUAGACAAAGUUUCUCGCCGUUAAUUGCUUAAAUACACUCAUAUCAUAUCAUUCUCCUCAGUUUCUUCGUCUUCGUCUUCCCCUCGCCUGUUGUCUCUAUACUCCCCUUUGUUGUACUUACUCUGAUCUCGCGGACAGCUUGAAGUCCAUCAAACAAAUCAACAAAUGUAGACUUACUACACCUGAUAUAAAUCGACUGUCCCAACGCGGGCAUUAUUGUAAAUGCGAUCGGAGUGGUCUCUUCUCUCCUGGACGUCAUAACGCAUUAUGAGCGAUCUCUGUCAGAUCUUAUGCUGUAAUCUAUAGCCUAACCCGCUUAU